Peromyscus californicus insignis is the source of this 1719-nucleotide messenger RNA. RefSeq names its product dipeptidase 3-like. The transcript has 12 exons. Gene Ontology annotation, molecular function: metallodipeptidase activity. NCBI's taxonomy places the organism in Eukaryota, Metazoa, Chordata, Mammalia, Rodentia, Cricetidae. Gene Ontology annotation, biological process: proteolysis. The record is from RefSeq and is a predicted model, not a curated record.
CCUAGGGACCCUGAAUCGAAGGUCCGAACCCCCAUUGUCACCCUCUGCCCUAUCCCUGCCCUUCUCAGGCUCUUGAGACCGAGAAUGAGCAACAUGCAGCCCGCGGGGGUUGAGGGUCCCCGCGCGCUCGGCCUGCGGCCUCUCGGGCACUGGCUGUGCCUGCUGGGGAUGCUGCUUCUGGUUCCGCCUCUGUGGGUAACCUGCACCCAGACCACUCCGAGCUCCCCCAGCGUUCUGACCACGCCGGGGGCCUCCAGGACCAAUACCACUGCAGGCACUCCCAACGCCUCCACCACACCGGGCGCAACCAGUGACCCUCGCCUUCGAGAGCAAGCCCGGGCCCUGAUGCGAGCCUUCCCGCUUGUGGACGGCCAUAACGACCUGCCUCUGCUCCUGAGAGAACGUUUCCAGAACAAGCUGCAGGAUGUGAAUCUGCGCAAUUUCACCAAUGGCCAGACCAGCUUGGAUAGGCUUCGAGAUGGCCUUGUUGGUGCCCAGUUCUGGUCAGCCUACAUCCCAUGCCAAACCCAGGACCGGGAUGCUGUGCGCCUUGCCCUGGAACAGAUCGACCUCAUUCACCGAAUGUGCGCUGCUUACCCUGAGCUGGAGCUUGUGACCUCGACUAAAGGUCUGAAGAACACUCAGAAGCUGGCCUGCCUCGUCGGUGUAGAAGGAGGUCACUCACUGGACACUAGCCUCUCGGUGUUGCGCAGUUUCUACCAGCUCGGAGUGCGUUACCUGACGCUCACCUUCACCUGCAGCACACCCUGGGCAGAGAGUGCCACAAAGUUGAGACACACCUUCUACACUAACAUCAGCGGCUUGACAAGCUUUGGUGAGAAAGUGGUCGAAGAAAUGAACCGCCUGGGCAUGAUGAUAGACUUGUCUCAUGCCUCAGACACCUUAGUGAAGCGGACCCUGCAGGUGUCUCAGGCUCCUGUGAUCUUCUCCCACUCAGCAGCUAGAGCUGUGUGCGACAGUUUGCUGAAUGUUCCUGAUGACAUCCUGCAGCUUCUGAAAAAGAAUGGUGGCAUCGUGAUGGUGACACUGUCCAUGGGGGUGCUGCAGUGCAGUCUGCUUGCUAAUGUGUCCACUGUGGCAGAUCAUUUUGAUCACAUCAAGACAGUCAUUGGCUCUGAGUUCAUUGGGAUUGGUGGAAACUAUGAUGGAUCUGGAAGGUUCCCUCAGGGGCUGGAGGACGUGUCUACAUACCCAGUGCUCAUCGAGGAGUUGCUGAGGCGGGGCUGGAGUGAACAGGAGCUGCAAGGUGUCCUUCGAGGAAACCUGCUUCGGGUCUUCGGACAGGUGGAACAGGUGAGAGAAAAGAGCAGGGGGCAGAGCCCUGUGGAGGUCAAGUUUCCAGACAGGCAGCUGAGUAGCACCUGCCACUCCCACCUCCAACCUCAGCCCCAGGAAAAACACCAGAACACAUACUUGAAGGUGACCAAGCGGCCACCUAAUCAGGUCCUUCGGAAGUUCUCCAAAGCCCCGCCAUGUCCCCUUCCAGGCCUCAUAGCGACUAUCACUUCCCUAACCCUCAUCCUUUGGUUUGGGUGAUCUGGCCACAGGCCUGGCUCACCCCCACCCCCACCAGCAGGAACAGCUCUCCGGUGCUGCCCUGGAGAGGUGCAGGGCCUGCUCUCCAGAAUGGUGCAGUUGGUGUGGACCCAGAUCCCAGGCAUCCACACUGCCAUCGACGGCAACAGGAGCCUCAGAUAG